This is a messenger RNA of Phalacrocorax carbo (great cormorant), 1956 nucleotides long. Lineage: Eukaryota; Metazoa; Chordata; Aves; Suliformes; Phalacrocoracidae. The record is from RefSeq and is a predicted model, not a curated record.
ACAAAGCAGCCAGCCACGCUCCGGCUCCUUCCUCCCACACCCCGUUGGCCUCCUCCUCCUCCUCCCUGUUUGCACGCUCCCUCCCUCUUUCACUCUCUUUCUUUCCCUUAACGCCACGCUGCAGAAAGGCAGACCUGGGGAACCGGAGGUUCACGGAGGCAGUGGAGGAGGAAGGAGCUCUCCAACGCUGUUUCUUUGCAAGUGAAACAGGGAGGCAGAGAGGCAAUGAAGGAGUGUCUUGGUUGCUGCCUGGAUUAAGAAAGACUACAUUUAAAAAAAAAAUCUGGACCAAACAAACGAGGAAAAAGGGAGGAGAGAAGGAGGAGGAGGUUGCUGGGGGGAGCCCACUCCAGUGGGUGAACAGCCGCUUUGUAUCGUGCCUCUGUUCCCAGGGAUUAAAGCAUGAAUGGGAGCAGUUUCCCAGCCACGAUGGAGAGAGAAGGCGGUUCAGGCUAUGGGAAUAAGGUUUCCUUCCAAAUGAGUCCCUGAGGUUCCUGCUGGCAGCUCCAGCAGUGUCCUGUAGAAGUGCCCUCCUGCUCCUGAUCUCAGCAGCUGAGGUUCCUCCAAACCUGCUUCUGCAAUGGGUAAUGAGGAGCUGUGGGUCCAGUCAGUCUUGGAGAUGCCGAAGAGACGAGACAUCCUGGCUAUCGUGCUGAUAGUUCUGCCCUGGACACUACUAAUCACCGUCUGGCACCAGAGCACCAUUGCUCCACUGCUUGCAGUGCACAAGGAUGAUGGUGGUGACUCCCGGCGUGAUCUCGCUGCAGGCUUGGACUCCAAGGAAUACUGCUUGUCGGACCGGGACAUUGUGGAGGUGGUGAGGACAGAAUAUGUUUAUACCCGCCCACCCCCGUGGUCAGACACCCUUCCCACCAUCCACGUCAUUACACCCACCUACAGCCGGCCCGUACAGAAGGCAGAGCUGACGCGCCUGGCCAACACCCUCCUGCAUGUUCCGAACCUGCACUGGAUCCUGGUGGAGGACUCACAGCGGCGCACGCCUCUCAUCACCCGGCUGCUGCGGGACACGGGGCUUAACUACACCCACCUCAACGUGGAGACGCCCCGCAACUACAAGCUGCGGGGAGACAUGAGGGAUCCCCGCAUUCCCCGGGGGACCAUGCAGAGGAACCUUGCCCUGAGAUGGCUGAGAGAGACCUUUAACAAAAAUAACAGCCAGCCUGGGAUUGUUUACUUUGCCGAUGAUGAUAACACCUACAGCCUGGAGCUCUUUGAGGAGAUGCGCAGCACCAGAAAGGUGUCAGUGUGGCCAGUAGCCUUCGUCGGUGGCUUGCGCUAUGAGUCACCCAAAGUGAACGCUGCAGGGAAGGUCUAUGGCUGGAAAACUGUGUUCGACCCCCAUCGCCCCUUUGCUAUAGACAUGGCGGGGUUUGCUGUGAACCUCAGGCUGAUCCUCCAGCGAUCUCAGGCUUACUUCAAACUGCGAGGAGUGAAGGGAGGGUACCAAGAGAGCAGCCUGCUCCGGGAACUAGUGACCUUGAACGACCUUGAGCCGAAAGCUGCCAAUUGCACCAAGAUUUUAGUCUGGCAUACGAGGACAGAAAAGCCUGUGCUGGUGAACGAGGGGAAGAAAGGAUUCACAGAUCCCAACGUGGAAAUCUGACUGUGCAAGGCUGAGCGGAGACCAGCACCUGAAGAUAUCUUCAUGCACAGCCUGCAAGGUUCCUCUCCACAGCAUACAACCAGCCAGACAUGCAGUAGCCAGGACCUCUGCUGACUUCCAAGAGUUUUAGCGUACUGAAAACAAGCAACACUGCAUACAUAAACUACCCGGAUUCCCCUGCCCUUCCUCCUGGACUCUGAGCAGAACCAGACGCUCUGGAGAUGGAGAAAAAGCACAGAAAAUACAGGACUGACACCAACUUCAGUACAAGACCAGCUGCUUCGCGAGAUGCUCGGUUUGGGAGAAGCGUAUGCAGGGCACGAUGCACUGAA